AUGAGUCUGUACGAGCUGGGACCACAAGUCUUAGAGGAAGCUAACUACCGAGUUUUAGGCUUAGCUAAUCAGGUGACGAUUAGAUUACGGAAAGGAUAUAAGAACAAAAUGGACUGGAUUAAAAGGCACCAAGAAUGUCGUAGAAUGCAGAUCAACCCUACAGUUAUCUGCUGGGAUGACAUCACACUUCCAACAUGCUUGAAAGAAGCAUGUAAGUAUGGACCUAAAUACGCACCACUACCUAAACUCACGCACGAAAAGAUCAUGUCGGAAGUCGAGCAAGCUAUAGCGGGGCUCAGUGAGAUCAAGAAGGAAAUGUUUAGAUGGGAAGUGGCGCUUAAAAUCGAACAAGAAUAUAACAAAAGAAAUUGCGACCCAAUCUGGGCAAAUAUUAGAAAAAGUCGAGACUGGCUGAAAGGUAACAAUCUCGUGUUCACUAGGGCCGACAAGUCGAAGGACUUAGUAGUCAUGAAAAGAAGCACUUACGACGACUUUCUGUUAAAGUACAUUAAUGAUACACAUUGUAUUACGGCACACUCAUGUGCUCUAGAAAGGCUGCAGGUAAAAGUUAAAAGGUUUGCAAACACACCGCUGGCUAAAGAACUGGGUUUGACGAAAAUAAUAGUCCACUCUCCGUCCGCACUUAGGCUAUUUGGAUUUGCCAAAAUCCAUAAAAACGAUAAAAGCUUAAGGCCUGGCGUUGAUAAAGGAUGCGCAUCCACAAUAUUAUUGGAAAGCUUUGCCAAACUUGUACAUAAAAUGACAAAUAUGAAGUCUCAAGAAAUUAAGUAUAUGACCGUAUUGGAUUUCAAGACGCUGUACCCUUCUAUCCAACUAGAACCAUGUUUUUGCAAUUUACAUGAUUUCCUUUUAAGCAAGAUCAAGCAUCCAGAAAAGAAGAAAAAGCAGAUUUUAGAGUUGACGCAUCUAGAAAAUUUUUCAUCUAUUUUUAACUUUAAAGGCGUCACAUACACGCAGCAGAAGGACGUCGCCAUGGGAAGCCCAGUGGCAAGUAGUUUAUGUGAGAUGGUGUUAAGAACGCUAGAGAAUGCAUUCAUGCCGAAUUAUGAAACGCAAAUUCAAAUGUACGCACGGUAUAUCGACGAUGUGGUUAUGUUAUGGAAAUUCAAACUCAACUUACAACAAUUCUUAAAGGAAAUUAAUGACAAAAAGUUCGGCCUCGAGAUUGAACUCGAGCAAGAAAGUGAUACGCUCAUACACAUUUUGGAUUUAUCUAUACAACUAGACAGCAAAGGCGAUUUUCUCAAUAAAGUCUAUAGAAAGCCUACGUACAACCCGAUAUUUAUCCCAUGGAAUUCGCACGACCCGCCAACGUAUAAACUAGCUGCAUUCCGGGCGCUCAUCGCAUGA
This is a messenger RNA of Centruroides sculpturatus (bark scorpion), 1371 nucleotides long. RefSeq lists its product as uncharacterized. The record is from RefSeq and is a predicted model, not a curated record. The transcript is spliced from 2 exons. Lineage: Eukaryota; Metazoa; Arthropoda; Arachnida; Scorpiones; Buthidae. The coding region runs from base 1 to 1371 and encodes 456 amino acids.